CAGAGCCUUUAGUAACUUCCCAGAGCAAUAAUUAUGGAGUGGCAUCACCUUCCUGUAUCGGAAACACAGGCACUAAUUAACGUGAAUUGAACUGUUUAAAUUAAUCCCAUUCUUUUUUAAGCACUUUGCGAGAGAGGAGCUGAAUAAAUUUGUUUCGCCUUUGAGGCUGGAUCUUGCAGGCACUGAAUUUUCUGUGAGCAGUCACUUGUCUGAAAUGAUUCACAGGGGGUUGCAGCAGUGCUGGAGUAGUUAAGAACCAACUCACAUAUUUAAUUCUAAAACUUCCCACUGAGCCUGUGCCCAAAUCAUGGGCAGACAGUGCAUUUUGUUUUUUUUUUUAAAAUGUUUCUGUUGUCCUGAGCUGCAUUUCAGUGGAAUGUAGGAAUGUGCAAAAUCCUGUCACACUGGGACAGAACAGUGAAACACUCCUGAUGCCAGCCUUGCACUCCUUGAAAUCGCUGGUAUUUUGGAGUCCAGGACAUGGGAAGUAUUUUACUUUCUAGUAAAGUGCUGUGGGAUCACACUGAGGGAAACAUGAGCGGGAGCUUUGUAUCCUCUCCAGUGACAUUCCUGGAUGGCAGGGAACUCUUUGAAAGCAAAUGCUCCUCUUUGGUCACAUUUCUGAAUAGUUUGGAUUUUACGAUAAAUCCUUUGUACAGAAGAAUGAGCAAAGAUGCUCUAGUGAUGAUUUUUAUUUUUUUAAACCAAAGAAGAUUGGAAAACUGUUGCCCAAUAGUGUGUCCCUGGUCUCUGCAGGAUGGGAAUUAGAUGGAAUGUGAUCCUUCAAAUUUAUUGUGCCAUACUUUACUUGUAAAGAGGCUUAAAAAUGAUACAGUGCAUAAAUCCAAGUUAUGUUUUCAUAAGUUUACACAAAUAAAACUUGGUUUGCGUAGUUUGUUCAGCGUUUUCAUUUUGCACAGACCUGUGCCAGUGUUAGGAGGGAUGUGAUGGAUCCACCCUGAGCCCUGGAUUCCUGCCUGGAGAGCUGUGCACACACAUGGCAUUCCUUUGGGACGUAGCAUGGACACAGAUGUUAAAUUGUUUGUGUUGCUGUGGUGCAGCCCCUCAGAAGGAUGCCUGAAACACAUCAGAACUGCAGCCAGUGAUGUGCCUUGCCUGUCUAACAAGCACCUUUUCUUGUAUUUGAUAUCGUAUUUUGUGCAGUCCUUCAGGUGAUGGUCUGUGCUCUGUUAAUGCAAGUCAUGAAGCAGCCAAAUAACCUUGCUUGUUCUUCCACAGCCAGUUCCAGGUGCUGCAGUGGACAAAGUCCCAGUAGUUCUCCUAACUGCAGUACUGUAGCUGAAAAUAAAAAGUCUCCAUGUGUUGCAAGGUAGUUCCCUGGUAACGUUUAAAAUCCUGUCUUGCAGAAAUAAAGAAUUAAGCAGACGGAGAUUACAAUUGUCACCUGGUUUUAUUGAAGAGGUGUAGUUCAACCUAUGCAAAACCUGUUGUUAUGGCUUCCUCUGGUAUUACCAUUCCCAAGCCCCCCAAACCCCCAGACAAGCCCCUGAUGCCCUACAUGAGGUACAGCCGGAAGGUCUGGGACCAAGUGAAGGCGUCCAAUCCCGAUUUGAAGUUAUGGGAAAUUGGCAAGAUUAUUGGAGGAAUGUGGCGAGAUCUCACUGAUGAAGAGAAGCAAGAGUAUUUGAAUGAAUAUGAAGCUGAAAAGAUCGAGUACAACGAGUCCAUGAAGGCCUACCACAACUCCCCUGCCUACCUGGCCUACAUCAACGCCAAGAGCCGCGCCGAGGCCGCGCUGGAGGAGGAGAGCCGGCAGAGACAGUCGCGCAUGGAGAAGGGGGAGCCCUACAUGAGCAUCCAGCCCGCCGAGGACCCCGACGAUUACGACGAUGGGUUCUCCAUGAAGCACACGGCCACGGCGCGGUUCCAGCGCAACCACCGGCUCAUCAGCGAGAUCCUCAGCGAGAGCGUGGUGCCCGACGUCCGCUCCGUGGUCACCACGGCCAGGAUGCAAGUCCUGAAGCGCCAGGUUCAGUCCCUAAUGGUUCAUCAGCGUAAACUCGAAGCUGAGCUGCUGCAAAUUGAGGAGCGUCACCAGGAAAAGAAGAGGAAGUUUUUGGAAAGCACAGAGUCCUUCAACAACGAGCUUAAAAGGUUAUGCAGCUUGAAGGUGGAAGUGGAUAUGGAAAAAAUCGCAGCUGAGAUUGCCCAGGCUGAGGAGCAGGCCCGCAAGAGGCAGGAGGAAAGGGAGAAGGAGGCAGCUGAGCAAGCCGAGCGCAGUCAGAACAACCUGGCAGCUGAGGAGGAGCAGGCAGCCAGCAAGGGGGAGGAGAAGAAGGAAGAGGAGAGCACUCCGAUGGAGACAGAGGAGCCUCACGCGGAGGAGAGCGCAGAGAACCAGCAGAACGGCGAGGAGGGCACCUCCACCCCCGAGGACAAGGAGAGCGGGCAGGAGGGGGUGGACAGCACGGCCGAGGAGGGGACCAGCGACAGCAACACGGGCUCGGAGAGCAACAGCGCGACCGUGGAGGAGCCGCCCGCAGACCCCACGGCCGAGGAGGGCGACAAGAAGGAGUAACCACUGUGUCUGUAAUGAAGUACUGUGUGAUCUCAGAACGGCUGUUGUACCUCCCCUGCCUCUGUCACUUGCCUCCAAAGGAUCCCCCCGGGGGUUGAUGGCGCGUCAGGUUACCGGUGUAGCGAUGUGAGGGGCCCUGUAGAGCCACAGGGCCGGUCCUGCAGCAGGCAGAAAAGGAACCUCCUGUGUCUUAAGCACAGCUGUUGCAGUGUGGAGAGAGGCUUGUAUCACUUGGAAUUCUUCCCUAGAAAGACAGAUUUGGGUUUAGGUUUAAGUGAGAAAUCAGGCCUUCUCUCUUCCUUCUCGUUCCGUGACUGCCAUGACUGGCGGUGUUUCCAAAGGCCCUUCCUGUCCCUGUGUGGCAGCAGUGAGCUGCAGGUGUGCCUCUCUCAGGCUGCAGCCCUUUCUGGAGGGGCUGGAACAUGACUGAGGCGUUUAAAGCUGAUGUUAUUGUGGAGCAAAGGCCUGAUGUCACCUGGAGCCUCUCCUGUCCCACCACUGCUGCACCCUCCAGUGCUGUGGCCAGCCAGGGGAAAGUUCUGCUGCAGCUGCCCCGGUCUUUGCUUUUAAAGAAGGCUUUCAGUCCUCAGGAGCAGCUCUGGAAUGAGGCUGAAAGAUGAAGUUAAAGGGAUUUUUCGGUGUAACUUGGUUGUUUUUCUAGAGGAGCUGCUCUACAGUGGUGGAAACCUGCUCGUGGUCUGCGUGCAGCGUGUCAGGAGAUCCAGUUCCAAAGGACUCAGUGUAGGCUUGCAGUAAAUGACACAGCUUCAGGGAUUUUUUUUUUCUGUGGUGCAGGAUUCCUCUCAGCAAGCCUUUGCUUUUCUUUACCAAUUAACUCCUUUUUUUGCUACAGGGAGACCCUGGUGUGGCCUCAGCCAGAGCCCUGGCACAGUACAGAGCAGGAGAGCGUUUAAACACGUGUUCUCUGAGCAGGCAGUCACUGAUACGGCACAAAUGGUAAAAAACAGUAGUUUUGCUUGUCAUGAGCUUUCACAACCUCUGGGAACUUCAAGAAAAGGCCACAAUUUGCCCUAUAUAAGCAAAAGCCCUAAAAAAACAAAAAUACACUUAAUUGCAACAACAGCCACAGGCAACUUCUUGACUUUACAACUGAGAGAGCACGUGAUGCUUCAAUGAAUCAAUGUGUUUUUACAGAGCAGUGGGUCUGUGAGAUGGUGUUUUUUAAAUCCUUUUGGUCUUUUUUUUUAAAUGGUCUAAAAAAGAAUAAAAUUAAACACGUUUGGUUUUUUUUUUUUAAACUCA
This is a messenger RNA of Myiozetetes cayanensis, 3802 nucleotides long. RefSeq names its product SWI/SNF related, matrix associated, actin dependent regulator of chromatin, subfamily e, member 1 (gene SMARCE1). The coding region runs from base 1454 to 2539 and encodes 361 amino acids. Gene Ontology annotation, biological process: negative regulation of DNA-templated transcription. The record is from RefSeq and is a predicted model, not a curated record. Gene Ontology annotation, cellular component: SWI/SNF complex. The transcript is spliced from 8 exons. Lineage: Eukaryota; Metazoa; Chordata; Aves; Passeriformes; Tyrannidae. Gene Ontology annotation, molecular function: nuclear receptor binding; nucleosomal DNA binding.